Molecule: messenger RNA, 1031 nt
Organism: Notechis scutatus (mainland tiger snake)
Lineage: Eukaryota; Metazoa; Chordata; Lepidosauria; Squamata; Elapidae
Source: RefSeq, a predicted model, not a curated record
CCUCGCCUCCGCAGCCAUGAGGGUCCCCGCAGCCCCGGCCCUCCUCCUCUUCCUCCUGGCGCUCCUGCCGCUGCCCUGCACGAGGGCCGCCCCCCUGGAAGGGAAGGGUCCGCUGGUAGUCCACUUCCCCGGGGACGCGGUCAGCGGCUUGACGGACCGGGAGCUUGCCGUCCGCUACCUCCAGCGUUACGGGUACUUGACGGCGACCAACCCCGGGGGACAGGUGAAGCUGGAGACCCCCCUCAAGGCCAUGCAGAAGCGGCUGGGCUUGCCGGAAACAGGGCAGCUGGACGCCUCCACCCGCGCGGCCAUGCGGGCGCCCCGCUGCGGAGUGCCCGACGUGGGUAGCUUCCAAACCUUCCAGGGCGACCUCAAGUGGGACCACACAGACCUCACCUACCGGGUGGUCAACUAUUCCCCUGACCUGGACGGCUCCAUCAUCGAAGACGCUUUCGCCAGAGCCUUCCGGGUGUGGAGCCAGGUGACGCCCCUCACCUUCACCCGCCGGCAGGAGGGGGAGGUGGACAUCCUCAUCCAGUUUGGAACCGGAGAGCACGGUGAUGGCUACCCUUUUGAUGGCAAGGACAACCUCCUGGCCCACGCCUUCCCUCCCGGCAAAGACCGGUUCAGCGGGGACGCCCAUUUUGACGACGACGAGCUCUGGACGCUGGGCACGGGCAUAGUGGUGAAGACCUACUUUGGCAACGCCAACGGCUCUUCCUGCCGCUUCCCCUUCACCUUUGAGGGCAGAAGCUAUGCCUCCUGCACCACCGACGGGCGAGAUGACGGGCUGCCCUGGUGCGCCACCACCCCCAACUUUGACCGGGACAAGAAAUACGGCUUCUGCCCCAGCGAACUCCUCUUCACCUACGACGGGAACAGCGACGGACAGAAGUGCGUCUUCCCCUUUGUCUUCGAGGGCAAAUCCUACCAGGGCUGCACCACCGAUGGGCGCACAGACGGCUACCGCUGGUGUGCCACCACCGCCAACUUUGACCAGGACAAGAAAUAUGGCUUCUGCCCGAAUAGAG